Diospyros lotus (date-plum) is the source of this 1132-nucleotide messenger RNA. Its product is annotated as transcriptional corepressor LEUNIG_HOMOLOG-like. Lineage: Eukaryota; Viridiplantae; Streptophyta; Magnoliopsida; Ericales; Ebenaceae. The coding region runs from base 47 to 988 and encodes 313 amino acids. The record is from RefSeq and is a predicted model, not a curated record. Gene Ontology annotation, molecular function: protein binding; transcription corepressor activity. The transcript has 7 exons.
GUUUGUGCUGUAGGAUACAAGGAAUGCACAGGACCCCUCUGUUGCUAUGAACACUACAUCCAGCAAAUUGCAAGAGAACUUGACCGCUCACUACAUGAGUGAACAAGAUGGGUUCUCUUUUAAAGAGAUCCAUCGUCUUCAUUCAAGCAAAGAUGGCAUCGUUUGCUGCCAUUUUUCAUCAGAUGGGAGGUUCCUAGCAGCUGCUGGUCAUGAAAGAAAGAUCCAUCUUUGGAGCAUGAAAGGAUGUGAUUGCAUUACCAUUGGAGAACUGCAUUCGGAUCUCAUCACUGACAUUCGGUUUAGACCUUGUUCAGAUAUUUUUGCCACAUCUUCCUUUGACAGGACAGUAAAAAUGUGGCAUGCAAAUGGAAUAAAACAACUUUUUCAGUUUGUUGGGCAUACUGGAAAAGUAACUUCAAUUGAUUUCGACCCGGUAAAUCCAGAUUAUUUCUGUUCCUGUGAUAGUACUGAUGAGAUUCGCCAGUGGAGCAUCAGCAUAAGUAGUUCCAGGAGUGUCUAUAAGGGAGCAAGUAGACAAGUUAGAUUCCAGCCUUUAACUGGGGGCCUUUUGGCUUCUGCGUCGGGAAAUACAAUCAACUUGUUUGAUGUGAAGACUGACAAACUCAUAUUCAGCUUCGAGGGACAUGUCAAUGAAGUCCAUUCAAUUUGCUGGGAUAAAAGUGGGGCGUAUGUGGCAUCUGUCAGUGAAGACAGUGCACGGAUAUGGUCCCUUGCAUCGAAUGGAAAAUGCAUCCACGUAUUGAAUUCUCAGGGAAAUAGGUUUGGAACAGGCAUUUUCCAUCCUGAUCAUCCUCUCCUCUUGGUUGUUGGGUCUUACCAGGCACUUCAACUGUGGAAUCCAACCACGAGCGACGGGACUAUGUCUGUCACUGCACACGAGGAUGUAAUUUCUGCACUGGCAGACUGUCGCGAGACUGGAGUGGUUGCCUCAGCUGGUAAAGACGAAUUUGUGAAAAUAUGGAAAUGAGACUAACUACUCUCCGGAUACCCGAAUAAAUCCAUAGCCAAAGAUAAACCUGUCACUCUUUUUGUUUUGUUUUUGCUAGGUAGACCUAUUACUCUUUGAAUUGAAGAAGAAAAGUUAAAAUAGUUGGGCAAAAACAUUGCAUAG